Molecule: messenger RNA, 874 nt
Organism: Polypterus senegalus (gray bichir)
Lineage: Eukaryota; Metazoa; Chordata; Cladistia; Polypteriformes; Polypteridae
Exons: 7
Coding region: 139-798 (219 amino acids)
Source: RefSeq, a predicted model, not a curated record
AGUCGUUUUCACAUUUUGAAGGAACGAAAUCCUUUUCCGAACUGAAGAGCUCAGACGGGGUGACGGCAAAUCUCCACUUUUCACUCUUUUUUUAAUUCUAACUGCUGUUUAUAAUCUCACCAACAAGCACCAAGAAGCAUGCGAUGGAUAAUUUAUUUAACGCUGGCAGGUAUUGUGUUGACAUCUCCAGAAACACAAGAUGCAGUUCUUUUACAAGUAGAACGAAAUCAGACAGACAAAGGAGUAGGAGUGACCAUCACAUGUCUGUUGCCAAAACAGAAAAGUUUCAACAUUGAGAGCACAUUUGAACUGUACAGGGAUGGAGUGCUCUUCGAGUCAAAAUCCACGUGGGGUUUGAAGGAGGCAAAAUUUCCCAUUCAAACCAACACUAAAAGUGAGGAGAGUUACAUGUGUGUGUUAAAACUGGGCAAAUCCUACAUCAAGAAGAGCGCCCCUGUCAUUCUCAAGAGCAAUGAUAGUGCUGGCAAACAAUCAGCUCUCUUCAUCACUGCAGGGGUGAUUCUCUUCCUGAUGUCAGUAGCAGGAGGAAUAGUCACCUUUCUCAUUAGGAAAAAAAAUAAUGAAACUAACAGAGACUGUUCAGCACUGAAUGAUGCUCCUCAAGAUGCGUCUGUUAUUUACUCCGAGGUGAAACUCAAGAAAUGCACCACCAGUGAAAUGGCCAAACAGGAGGACUGCAAUAUGGUGUACUCAAAAAUUACCUUAAAAUCCAAGACUUGUACUGUGCCACUCCAGUCUGAGAAUGCCGAAAUACACACUGAAGAGAGGCUGUGCUGACCAUACCGUGAAAACUAAUGGAGGCAUGACGUGUGGUUAAAGCUUUGGACCUCAAACCCUGAGGUUGUGAGUUCAA